AUGGCCGACAUAGAGGCCUCCCUGGGGCAUGCAUGGAAAGCAUUGUCGGAAGAUCUGAAGACGGUUGCAGCCAAGCAUAAUGUCGAGAUCGAUACUAUGCUCCAAACAGGCACCAGCGAUGUGUCAGCUAGUGAACACGAUUCUGCUCGACUGCCUGUGGCCACAAUGCUAGAGAACUUGUCCAGAGCCCUCCUGGCCGCGAUUCAGAUGGGUUUAAAUGCGUUGAGUUUUGCUUGGGCUGUGGACACCAUGUUGGUCCUGGCAGAGGCGCCUAGAACCGUCGAGCUUUGGCGACGAUACUUCGGCCUCUGCAAGCGGGUCAUAGGGUACUCCCCAAAGCCACAGAAUCCGGACUGCAUCCUGGACGUCGCACGGCGCGUCAUCGGUGAUGAGCGACUCAAUCACGACGACCAACUUCUUCGUGCAGCGCUACGAAUUGUCGCCAACUGCUGCGCCGACAACAACACCAAUCGCUCUUUGAUUGUGUAUCGCGACGGUAUCCAGGGUCUCAAAGCCCUUGUCAAAGCUCAACGCCAUCUCGAUCUGGUGUUGCCCACACUCUUCAACGUCUGCACAGACUUCGAUGAAGCUGCGUCUGAUAUCAAAGGCGAGGAAGAUGUGGAAAUCUUUGUGUCUUGUGCCGCAGCUGAUCUUGGGAAACCCGUUGGGGAGGACUCCACGGCUGUUCUGCUAAUAAAGACGCAUCAUGAGCGCUUUGUCCCCGCUUUGGUCGAACUGUCCCUUCUCCCAGCGGCAUUCGGUCUCAAACACGUUCUGGUCCCAGCAGCAACAGGCCACAUACUGGACCCGAAGCCACUUUUCGCCAGGCUCUUCAGAUAUGGCCGCCGGAUGAAGUCUUCGCGAUACGACGAUACUGACGAGUGGGAAGAGACUCGAGACGAACUAUCGCGAGCCUGCAUAAGCCUCCUUCGGACGGAUGAUGCCCAGAUCGCGUUAGCGAAGUCACCCGAGAGCUUUUGGGAUUAUCUUGAAUGCUACUGGAAUCUCGGCGAGGAGGCCUCCCCAUACCUGCCUGCAUUCCGCCAGAUCGUCCACUAUGUGUCCGGUCGUCCCGAAUACGUGGCAGCACACCCCGUAGACUCCGACGCUUUCAGAGAGCUUGUCGAAAACCUCGAAUAUGUCCACGACCCUAGUUCCGACUUACCUCAGAACCCCAACUACGAGCGACCCAUAUCGAUAAUGACACUCAUUCACAACGCCUUCUCAACACAGCAGCACGUGGUUGACGCCGUAGCUGAAUUCCCCGGGCUUCCUGAAAGCGUGUUGGACAUGGUGGACGCAUACUUCGACAAGCUCCCGUCGUUAACAGCAGGAAUAGCCCUACUCACGCGUUUCAGCAUUGUCCCAGAGGCUCGUGACGUGCUAAUCAAUCAUUCGAUCUUUAACGCCUUGUAUUUCAUGCUCGGCAAAGCACGUGCACAGAGAGAGCACUUGCAGAGGCCUCCCGAAGUCAAUGCAGCCAGACUCAAGGAGAGUUUAGCACUGAUCAACCUCACGCGCCUACUGAUCGUCUCCCGGGACAUCGUCUCCCGGCGCAUCAACUACAAUCCAAACUUUUUUCCAGAUUUGCAUUCAGAAAUUAUGCAGCUUCCAAUCGCCUCUUUCGACGAUGACGCCAAACACGACCUCGGCCAAUACUGCAUCCAGGUCCUGCGCUGUCUGGCCGCAGAGGGCUCCUCGGCGAAAGACUUGCCCACCUACGGCACAAAGACCGCGCCCUUCAUGACAGCCGUCCUCCAUCAAGCCUCGAGCCCCCGCUCGCAGCAGACUACUGGGAUCUUUGGGCUUACGCUACUCCUGUCGUCGUCCUUCACGCCGUCUCUUGACGUGCUUGAGACGGGAGCGCGAGAAGCUCUCACGGAGGCCAUCAGGGAGACGUUGCUGCCGCUCUUUGUGACCUUGGUGGAGAGGCGAAAGGAGCAGAGGCAACAGGCAGCUGGGCUGGAGCCGGAGCCGGAGAAGCAGUACGAGGUUGAUGAAUUGGAAGAAAUCGACUCUUCAAUUACCAGUAGGGAGGACUCUGCGGUGGCGACCUUGUCAAAAGAUGCCCAGAUCGAAGCGACACAGGCCGCAAAGACAACAGCACAUGAGGCGAACCUGAAGAGGCUAUGUAUGGAGCUACUACGUCUCCUAGGAGACUCAGAGCUGUCAGACGAAAUGGAGUUGUACGCCGAACUGGAACGUUUGCGCUCUGGAAUGGGCCUUUGA
Messenger RNA from Cyphellophora attinorum, 2229 nucleotides. RefSeq lists its product as uncharacterized. The coding region runs from base 1 to 2229 and encodes 742 amino acids. The transcript is spliced from 2 exons. Lineage: Eukaryota; Fungi; Ascomycota; Eurotiomycetes; Chaetothyriales; Cyphellophoraceae. The record is from RefSeq and is a predicted model, not a curated record.